Zophobas morio is the source of this 575-nucleotide messenger RNA. RefSeq lists its product as uncharacterized. The record is from RefSeq and is a predicted model, not a curated record. Gene Ontology annotation, biological process: sensory perception of smell; detection of chemical stimulus involved in sensory perception of smell. The transcript has 4 exons. Gene Ontology annotation, molecular function: olfactory receptor activity; odorant binding. Gene Ontology annotation, cellular component: plasma membrane. Bases 9 to 362 code for a protein of 117 amino acids. NCBI's taxonomy places the organism in Eukaryota, Metazoa, Arthropoda, Insecta, Coleoptera, Tenebrionidae.
CUUUUAGGAUGGCAAAGGCACUCGAUGAAUGUUUUUCGAACUCCGUGUUUGCGCAUACUUGCAUUACUGCAGGUAGUCCUUUGUGUGCAGUACUCCAUUUUUCCGGAUGCCUAAUUGCUUUAGCGUUUGCUUGCUUUUCUGGACAGAUUCUAAUAAAUGCUAGUGAAUCAGUCUCUGAAUCCAUUUGGUUUUCAAAAUGGUACGAGGCGGAUCUUAGAUUGCAGAAGGACAUUUUAUUUAUGUUAACAAAAAGCCAGAAAAUUUUCUAUCUUACGGCUGGACCAUUCAGUACUCUUUCAUUUCCAUUACUGGUUUCGAUUGUCAAAUUUUCUUACUCACUAUUUUGUUUAUUGACUUCAUGAAAUAUAAAAUUUGAUGUGCUCACAUGUGCAAGAAACAGCCACAGAUAACUUCUAACAAAUUAUACUGUUCAAAGCUUACUCAAUACACAAUUAUUUUCAAUAACCGGUAUACGCGUACAUCGUUUAUUUCAUGGAGGAACGUUCUGCACAAAUUUUAGGUUUGAAAGAUAUCUAAAUUUUCUGUAAUUUGGAAAAAUGUUAUAAUAUGACAAC